UGACAAUAUACCCAGCUCCUAUUAAAAGAGGAGCUCUGCUGACCGUGUUGACACACAGCAGGUCCUGUUCUAGGGAAAAUGCAUGCUCUCUGGCCUGUCAGUGCCUGCCCUUCUGAGAUCCAGGCUUCAUAAGGAAUGAUGUAGCAGACAGGUAGUAAGGGAGCCUCAGUCACUGCAAUCUCAGGCUCUCCCAAAGCACUGGCACCUCAGGGAGAUUCUGCUGCUCCAGCAACUGCAGACUUGUGGCAGGAUGUCCAGUUCAGACAGGCUCUGGGGAGAAGGGGACCUGCGGCAGCUGCUGAAGCUGUACCGCACAGAGAUCUCAAUGGCUGUGGACGACGUCUUCCCAUUGCUUCAUGGACUUGCCGAUCACGAUGUUGUCACAGAAGAAAUGUUCAAGGAAACGCUGAGUUUGAAGGAGCAAGAAGGCUGUCACAAGGCCUUUCAUGCCAUGCUGACUUGGUUGCUGAGCCAGGAUUCAGCCUCCAUCCAAGACUUCUGGAGGGUCCUCUUCAAAGAUUACAACUUGGAGAGAUACUCCAAGCUACAGCCCAUUCGAAGCAUCUUUCCAAAAGAUGUGGAUUUCAGCCGACAGCGCAGAGGGAGGAAACCACCCACCAGCCCCAAGAUGGUAGUGCAGCACAAACAUGGGAAGAGGAAAGCUCCAGAGGAAAGGGGCUCUCCACAACCAGCUCAGCCCUCAGUCAAAUGCAACUCAAAUCCUGCGACCCUGCCAAAGGCAAAAGCCAUAAAGAAACCAGAAAGUGUGGAAAUUCAGUGUUUUCCUCUCGGAAACGGCAUUCAGAGCAUGGCUGCCUCAGUCAAGAGAGCUGUCACUGUGGCAUCCAGUGAAAUACCAGUGACCUGUGGGGCUGUAGAAGGCAUACUCAUCAAACAGGUGUUUGAGUCAGGUGGCUCUAAGAAAUGUAUCAAAGUUGGAGGUGAGUUUUAUGCACCAACCAAAUGUGAAGACCCCGGGGGAAAGAACAAGACCCGAAGCCUGAAGCCUAGUGUACGAACCAAGGGAUCCCAAGGGCUCCAAUGUGUAUGGUGCCAAGCGAGACAAAUUGCUUUUACCUCUUCUAGCCCAUCCUCCGUGCAGAGAAGAAAUGGAGAGCUGAAAAUAACUUCACAGGGCCGGCUCCAGGUUCCUCCUGUUCACAUCAUGGAUCCACCCCUCCACCAGCCCUCCCUGGGUCAGAAGAACGAUGAUGAAUGCGCAGUCUGCAGGGAUGGCGGGGAGCUGAUUUGCUGCGAUGGCUGCCCCAAAGCUUUCCAUCUGGCCUGCCUCAUGCCACCACUCACCGAAAUUCCAAGUGGAACAUGGAGAUGCCUCUCCUGCUCAGCGAGGCGGGUGAGGCAGGACGGACACCUGGAAGAGGAGCAGACCAGGGAGCCACCAUCUGAGAACCAGAAGAGUCUGUGUGGACAAAGAGCAGCUGGAGACAGGGAGAAGAUUCUCCUGAGACAGCCCACACCAGCCUGCGAUGCCUCCUUCACUUUCAAACAACCUUUGCCCCCUGCAUCAUGCCCCUCACCAAUGCCUGUGGCAACACCAACCUCAGCCCUCCGGCUACCGCAGAGCCUGGGCCCAGAGAGACAGCUGAAACUGACAGUGGGCGAAAAAUGUGGAGUCUGCAGGGGGGGAGGAGACACGAUCUACUGCACCCAGUGCUUCAAGGCCUUCCACUCGCACUGCCACUUCCCUGCACACACAGAUCAGCUCAGUGAAAUCCUGAUAUGCAACUCUUGCUCUGGCGGCCCUGGAAACAGCAGCAUGGAGGGAGCAGUGGCAUCAAGUAACCCUGCACUACGAACAGUGAAGGUGGUGGAAGAGUCUUCUGGGGGUGACCCAAUACUGAAUAAAGAGGAGUUGGACUCACUCCUAAGUGAGAGUUCAUUUGACGGGAUCCUGCAGUGGGCAUUCCAGAACAUGUCUCGGCCGCUGUCAGAUGCUCAAGGAUUAUUCUCUUAGUACCUGCUGUAAUGGUGGACAGAGCAUGCAGACUUGUUGCCCUUCAUGCUGUGGAUUUGACCAUCAGUUAUCUGUAAACAUCAGGUGUAGACAUCCUGGGCUACACCUGGGACUUUACACAUUUGGCUCCAAAUUCACACACCCCUGCACGUACUAGUUUAAACUUCUUUAUAACAGUGUUACCUUAAAUUCAUAUUAAUAUAAUGCAUGCUUUAGGGUCCAAUGUCUUGACAAAGUGGGACUCUUUAAACCCCAAAGGAUCAUUCACCAACUUUUGAAUUUUUAGUUCCAAAUUGUCCUCUCUUUUCCUAUUCCAGUCCAGGUCUAUCUACUAAUAAAGUAGCAGGCUUCUUUUUUUUAAAAACCCUGCAGGAUUUGUUAUGGUGUCUUUGUACCCAAAUAUAGGGUAUUUCUAACUGUUUGUUAAAGUAAAUCCAUCUAUUUUCUUUAAACCAGACAAAGUAAAAGUAACUAGACAAGUAACUAGACAAAGUAAAGUAAUCCAUCUAUUCUCUUUAAACUAGACAAAAAAGGUGUCUGAGAUGUCCAUGCCUGGCUGCAAAAGAACAUGGCACCACACAGGAGAGAAAAGAGAACGUUAUUUCACUCUGUCUCCUGUACCAGGUCUCUUUUCUCAUUGCUUUGUACACUCCUGUUCUUCACUCAGUUCUCCAGUUCAAGCUGUCCUCGACUUACAACGUUUCACACUUACAACGUUUAUAAAUUGACACCCUGUUUCAACUUUAUGACAUCUAUUUCAACUGUACAACGCUUGAUCUGAUGCAACGCCACACCAGUGAACCAGUUUGUUGUGUCACUCAUCUCCCUGGAGAACAUCUGUCCAAACUUCCUUGGACACUUUCUUUAAGAAAGCAGACAAAACUUCAGAAAAACCUGCAGCCAAAUCUCCUGAGAGGACUCCAGCCAAGAACCCUUCAAAAAGUCCAACCAAGAGCCCUUCAAAAAGUCCAGCAAGUCACCUCAAAGAAGUCCUUUUGAAUCAAUGUGAUUGCUAUUUACAAUAUAAAUACAUUAAUGUAGCUAUA
Messenger RNA from Alligator mississippiensis (American alligator), 3021 nucleotides. RefSeq names its product autoimmune regulator (gene AIRE). NCBI's taxonomy places the organism in Eukaryota, Metazoa, Chordata, Crocodylia, Alligatoridae. The record is from RefSeq and is a predicted model, not a curated record. Gene Ontology annotation, cellular component: nucleus; cytoplasm. Gene Ontology annotation, molecular function: DNA binding; translation regulator activity; DNA-binding transcription factor activity, RNA polymerase II-specific. The transcript has 14 exons. Bases 251 to 1975 code for a protein of 574 amino acids. Gene Ontology annotation, biological process: regulation of transcription by RNA polymerase II; humoral immune response.